This is a messenger RNA of Cladophialophora psammophila CBS 110553, 714 nucleotides long. RefSeq lists its product as uncharacterized. The transcript has 2 exons. NCBI's taxonomy places the organism in Eukaryota, Fungi, Ascomycota, Eurotiomycetes, Chaetothyriales, Herpotrichiellaceae. The record is from RefSeq and is a predicted model, not a curated record. Bases 1 to 714 code for a protein of 237 amino acids.
AUGACUCCAUGGAAUCCCCCUCAGAUGCACAGCCUGCAUUACCCAGAUCAUAGCCUACAAUAUGGUCAACAACAAAUGAUGCCCACCUAUCUACAACCCGUCCCUAAUUCCAUGCCUCCUGUUCCCCAUCUCCAGAGGGAAGCGGUUCCACGUCCAGGGCAAAGUGCUCCCUGGAAUCCCGAGGACGACAAUGUUCUCUUGGACGCCAAGGGUCGGGGAUUGUCUUGGGAAGAGAUCCACCGACGCUACUUCCCCAACAAAUCGGCCAACGCAUGUCGAAAGAGACACGAGCGGGUGCUGGCCAAGAUGCGCGACUCUGAUUGGGAUGAGGCAAGGAUCCAGAGGGUGACGGAUGCGUACAACCGGCACCGUCAUUCGAUAUGGCAACCUCUGUGUAAGGAGCUGGGAGAGUCGAUGUCCGAUGUUGAGAAAGUGAUGUUUCAACAAGGGCUUCGAAACUUGAGGAACCCUUCUCGUUCCUCCGGUCAUGGCCGAACCAGAUCACGAGCAAGUUCUGGUCAAGGGGGUGCGAGUGAGUAUGAGCGUGGUUCAUCCUUCGACGAACAAUACGAUCAUACCGACGAUAGUGGAAUCAGUCUUGGGAACAAUGUACAUAGUCGACGGGCUAGUGAGAUAACGGCUGGUUUAUCCACCGAGAGUCUCCCUUCUGUCAAUCGCCUCCUCUCCGAGACCGGAUAUGGGUACACAGUAUGA